GCGUGUCUGCGAGGAAAUGAUAACUAGUUAUGGAUACACCGUGGGCCACACCCACCAUCAUCUGCACGAGAUUGAACUCACCCUUGACAAGUGAAGCUGCCUGUCCCCUUGAAGCUCGGCCUCUCUCACAGCCAAUAACGGGGUCAGACGCGAUGGUGGGACACGCAGUGUGGGAUGGGAGGCAAUCCCAUAUCCCAGCUUGGUGACCAUCGCCGACCUGACAUCGUACUUACUUAUACAGCUAUGGAACGCUCUCAACUCAGUUCUCCACCUGUCCAUGGUCUUUACACUGAAUGUCUGGACGCUAAGCCGCGGGGAACGCCGGAAGGGAAGCCUAUCUUGAUCUCUGGAAAUUUGCCCUGGUCGAUAUCAUACCACGGACAUGGAUAGGCGACAGCCCCUAGAUAUAUCUGAUACAGAUGAGCCCGAUAUACUCCUAUUACUUCGAAUAUUUCACCGAGAUGAACAUCGGAUAGCGCGUCAGUCGUGCCAGUAAUACCGUCAUGGAGGCCGAAGGGUACUGCUGCUUUGACCCAAUAUCUUCCCCCACCUCCUUGAUAACACAGUAGGUAUCUUUCCUUUUUCCUUUUUGCCCCUUGCCCUGCACCGUUUUAUGCCUAACUAGUUAGCAAGCCUUUUUCCUAGGUUAAGCGGGUUCAAUAUGACUUACAUAAAUCGUCACCACACCACAUGCACUGCGCUCACUUUCAAGACCAAGCAUACAUACAUAUAACGGAUAAUGGUGAUCCGCAUGCAUGUGUAAAUAACCAAAUCUCCUGUUUGAUGCCGCCAGGUUUCUUUUUCAGGCUGUCCUGCAUUGUCAUCGAGACUGCUUGGCUGGUUAAUUGCAUGAAACCUCGAACCCCUGAAACCGUAACUAAAUCGAGAGUCAUGAGAGCAACUGCGGCCAUUCAGAAUGUGUGGGCAACAGCAUAAAUCGAUAUUUCUAUUCUCAUGCUAGCGGUAUUCGAUUAUUUGCUAGACGAGAAAUACGGGGUACAUUCAACACACGUAUCCAACGCAUAUCAGAUUAACGCUGUCAAUAACGGGACAGCCGUAGCGAGCAGCACAGAUAAAUAUGGGCAUUUCUAUUAUGUCACUAACCCCUCGAUCGUCUGAGGGAAGAUGAUCUCUCACACACGCUAUAGGCUGCACCUUCCCGUAAUUUCCUUCUCAGAAAAAUACGUUGAAGGUACGGAUACGGAGUAGGAAUAUGCAGAGAUAGGGUGCUCCCCCCUUUAUUUGGCUGUUACUGUUGUCAUUUAGGGGAGUGUAUGAAGCACAAUCCGGAGAGCAAGCAAGACUCAGGGGAGCCAAGUUCACCUGCUGAGCGUGGUAGGGGCACCCUACUUUUUAUCUAUUCAGUACGGAGUAUCACGAUUCAGUUUUCACUCCCUGGACAUGCUUUUUCCACACACACACACACGCACGCACGAUGGAAUUGGCCCUCGAAAGUUAUUAAUUGUUUCUUUCUUUUUAUCUUCUUCCCCCUCUCUUCAACUUUUGUUCUUUAUUUCUUUCCUGAGACUUUCCCCUUUCGAUGUUUGAGUUCAGCUGGAUGGGAAUUCAGCAUGUACUAUGUCUACCCAAGGCGCACUUGUGGCGUUCAGCCACGCUCCUUACAAUCACCAAGCCUUGGUUUGCGUGCCGAGCAAGCGCGCCCUCCAUCUCCAUAUCAGUGGGCGAACAAGCCAGCUUGCAACUAAGAAUGUUUCGAGGUGAGGGGAUACGGCAGUCUUCUAUGCAAUAUAUCUUCUGGAUGGAAUAUCAACUACUACGCAAGCUUGUUAGUCGAAGAGCCAACGCAGAAGGUCAGAGGAACUUUCAACCAAUCUGAGCCGCAACGCUAAACUCCUGAAGCCCCCAAUAUUCACCGACAGCUUUUCCAUGAUGCGUCUUGAAGAGUGUCUGUUCGGAGCGCUCUCGGUAACGAUGCCGAGUAUACGGAUGGGAUGGAUUGACAGGCGAAAGCUUCCCCCAUCUAUGUAUAUGACGCGUCUGCUUUGUGAGACGGUCAUUUGCCGACUCGUGUCUUGGAUAUUAGCUUGGUAUAUUAACGAUCAUCUGACCAUACAGGAAUGAUACAUGAAGAAAAGAUGGCCCAGGCGAUCGGAGUCCGAUAAAAGGAAGGGUUAAGGGGUCAAGGAAUUGGAAUCGUACAUGGCCUUGGACAAGGGGUGGAGAAUACUAACCAAAUUACCACAAUGCUCCGGGCGAACGACCAGUAGAAAAAAAGCGAAGAAAGAGAAAUGACCAAGAUUGGCAGCAAAAUGAGCGAGAAGCAAUAUAUUACCAAGGCUAGCCAGCAACAUGGGAGCUGGUCACUCCACAGCUUCUUGCGCUGGGUUGAGGCCAAUAAUAACAAUGGCAUGGGGAUGGAGCGUCCUUCCUUCGUCGCUAGCAGGGGAGACAGACGUUGUGGUGCCCAAAGUCG
Trichophyton rubrum CBS 118892 is the source of this 2434-nucleotide messenger RNA. RefSeq lists its product as uncharacterized. The coding region runs from base 1275 to 1706 and encodes 143 amino acids. NCBI's taxonomy places the organism in Eukaryota, Fungi, Ascomycota, Eurotiomycetes, Onygenales, Arthrodermataceae. The record is from RefSeq and is a predicted model, not a curated record. The transcript has a single exon.